ACAGUGCGGUCUCUCCGUCCUUCUGCGUCCCUGCAGUCCUCGGCCGAUUCCACCUCGACCAGUCGACCUGGCGAUAGAGGAAUCAACCGUGCUCUCCUCUCGCCGGGAUUCUCUUCUCUGACCAAGCAAAAGGACCCUCUUGGUCCCCUGGCGUGGUUCGCCGCUUCGAAAUUCCGAUCUCCGCGCGGGGAACGGUGUUCCCGCGGAUCUACGGAGCCUGUUGGCUUGCUACCGCUGCUGGAUCGGAGUACGCACGCGAAGGCCGAGUGUACACGCGCGUGCGGCACGAGAUGCCGAGAUUCCGCUCGGCGAGAAUCAUUCGAAGUGGUGCACCGCGCACCGGAGUGCGUCGCGAUGCGCAAUCAGGCCCGCGAAUGCGCGAGUGAAACGUGCAUGCCGAUCCGCGAUUGAUUGCGAACGAUCCGACGACGAAGAUCGGAGACCGCACUCUUCCGAUCGCCCGAUCGGAACGAGCGUUGCUGCGAGUGCUCGGCGAGUGUUGCUCGAAGCUGCAGCUGCAACUGUAGUGCCGCAUACCUGAUCAGGUCGCGGGGGGAACGACUGAGCACUGCGCCUGAGACUUUGAGUUACGAAACCGAAGGGCGCGUGAUCCGAUCAUGAUCUUCUGAAAACCUGAACGUGUAGUCCUGAACAUUUGCGCGACUCGUAGUUUCAACUCCUGAGAAUUUGUUUCAGUAGUGCUGGUUCAGUGAUCUUCAGCUCGAGUUUGAGCUGAAACUUGGCGAGCGAGUCGCGGAGUGCUCGGUGCUCGGAGGGUGCUUUGAUUAACGGCGCGAUUGCAUCAGUGAUCGUGCCGGCUAGAUGCGGAUUGCUCCGACGAUCCGAUCUUCCAGUAGAUCGACGAGUAGGGCGAGGUGAAGACGAGCGAGGUCGUUUCAGGCGCGCACGGCGAUUUAAAUCGCGGUCCGGUUCAGGUUGUCUCGUUCCAUGGAGCGGCCGUGGAGCUGGUCGCGUAGCGGGAACCUGUUUGUGUCGACGGCCUUCAGCGGGUUUUUGGAAAUGCGCUUCCGGUCGGCGCGGGGCGCGGUGUGUCUUUGCGGCGCGUGAGAGGAACAGAAGCGAGAAAGAAGUGGAAGAAGACGGACCAGAGGUUCCGCGGGAAGCGGCUGUCGUCGCGAUAAUUAUACAUUGUGCUUAAAGCUGUCUCGUUAUCGGAAUUACCGCGCGUGAGAGCAUCUCGACGAUAGUUUUCGGCGCAACGUGCACAUACCUCGUCGCGUAAUCGUGUAAGCGCACGAAGAGUGUGUCAAAAUCGAACGAAAACGUGUGUCUCGUCUGAGAAGCGAAUCUGCGCAACGUGGUAAGAAACACUGUUCCGAAUCGUGGGAAUAGAAGCGAAAUAAUUGAUCCGAGAGGCUUGUGAUUGGAAGCGUUCUUCAACGUGAUCGACAAGUGUGUCCUCUUUCUUUUCAUUGAUUGAGCAAAAAUCUGAAGUGAAAAAUCUGAAGACGAUCUGAGAAUCUUGAGGAACUAGAAGAAUUGAUAACUCGCUAUAAGAAGAAAUAUAUAUAUAUAUAUAAAAUAAUAUAUAUAUUAUUGUAGAUUUGAGAACCGUGAGAAACCUGUGAAGUAUAGAGGACAAAUCGCAUGGAAGCCCCGUGCAAACAGAUUUAAAGGCGGUAAAGAAUAAUUCCACAAAAACAGCGAGCAAUUAAAUUUCUAAUUACAGCUUCGAAUCGUCGUUAGAAAUCUGUGAGAGAGGAAGAGUGUUUCGAAGAUCGAACUUCCAGAUUAUCGAGAGAACGGAUUCGAAAUCGAGCGUCCGGCAAAGAGCCGUGUGAUCCUCGAACGAAAACGAGCGCUUCACGGUACAUCGCGUCUCAAGUCCAUUGCGAGGGAAAAAGAGGCGCUCACGAACGACGGCGACCACGACGAGGCUGUAUCGAGAAGCGUGGCUGCGUGAUCGAGCAAGGCGAACGGGAGCGCCGAGUCGUGCGGAGAACGGAACGAAGGAGGGAAAUUUGCGUGGUAGCGAGAAGAAAAACGGGUCAGUCGUGGACCACGAGGUUUGCCGUUCGCCGUUUCAGACGAGCUCAACAUUCGCGAGAAGAAAUCGCGAUCUAGAAUCGUAUUAUUCCUCUGCUGGAAAUAAAAGCUGCAAGUGCAAACUCCGCGCGGAAGGUGAAGAAUUCCACUCUCACAGGCGUGGAAUUCUGCGAGAAGAUCUCUUAGAAGAAUUCUGUGCGUGUUUGUGGAGAAAUCGUGAAAGACACGCAUCCGCGGUUGCGAAGUUUCAUUUCUAAAAAUCAAAUUUGAGGAAAGUCAAAGGCGUUUCCUCGGGAAGAUAGCUGCUCAAGACUCUGAGUGAUUUAGCCCACACGAUCGAGAGGCCCGCCGGCUGCUUGCUUUGCAAGAGUUACGCGGACCCCCUAUUUACUUCGUACCCAGCGAUCGUCCUUACGCAAGAGCCGCGCGAUCCAUCGGUCGGCGCGAUCGCGCGUUCACCACGUAUACGGGUGUGCAUGAUGCGAUUGCGGUGGAAUUGCGGCGAUCGGUCUUGCGACACGAGACGGUCAUCAGGCACUACGCGAGUGAUCCCACGUGAUUCAUGAAAACGCGGGUGUCCGGGGCAAGAGGGAUGCUUGUUGGAUCGCGGAUCAGCGGAAGCGCGCGAGGGAGCGGCCCGUGAGAAUCGUCUUGGUGGAUCGCGCGCUCGAGAGGGUACGGAAGACGUCUACCACGCAGCAGGAUGGACAGGAGCGAUAACAAUGUCGUUGGGGUCGGCGGCGGAAACGGAGGUGGCGGUGGAGGAGGUGGCGGCAGCGUUGGAGGCGGCAUCGGCAUCGGCGGCGGCUGUCACGUGGGAAAUUCCGGAUCCCCGCCGAACUCCACCUCGUCGACUCACGGCACGAUGCACAAUUCCUCCGGCGGGUUCGACGGCCAGACUGGAGACAGAGGCUGGGAGAUUCAUCACGUUACGGUGACCAGAGUGCCCGGUUAUGGCUUCGGCAUAGCUGUGUCAGGGGGCUGCGAUAAUCCCCAUUUCGCUAAUGGCGAUCCGGCAAUCGCGAUCUCCGACGUGCUGAAAGCCGGCCCGGCUGAAGGAAAAUUACAAGUGAACGAUCGUAUCAUCUCCGCCAAUGGGGUAUCGUUGGAGGGCGCCGAUUAUGGGGCAGCCGUGCGAGUCCUGCGGGAUUCCGGUUCUACUGUUUUAUUGGUUGUUAAACGAAGAACUUCCUCGAAUUCAUCCGGCUGUCUGGGCAGCAUUGCGCCUCAGAAUCAUCGGCUCACCCUCACGCGAAAUAACAAAAAAGACGACUUCGGCAUCGUGCUGGGAUGCCGAUUAUACGUAAAGGAGGUUACGCGAGAAAAUAUCGGAGUGAAAACCGGGGACGUGUUAACCCGGAUAGGCAGCGUGGCCACCGACAAUAUGAGUCUGAAGGAAGCUAGAAAGUUAAUGGACCAGUGCAAAGACAGACUCUCAAUUGUAAUUACGCGGGAUAGCUCGUGUUGCCACGUACAGCAGCAAGGUAAAGGGGAUACCGGUGAAUACCUGUCGGGAGCGAGUUACAGUAGUCAGAACUUAUACGUUCCGCCACCUACGAGGCAGCCCUUGGACGACAAGAGUAAUCUCGUGCCGAGAGGCCGUUCGCGGGGUCCGCUGAUGGACGUGUCUCUGAGCCAGUUGGAUCUGCCAGCUACGCCCACCAUGGAUCCACCUAGGCCACCCCCGCCCAGACCGGAAGAUUAUUACAGUACUCGUAGGCAACUGUACGAUGAAGAUUCGGUUCGCACGAAGCAGCCAAUGCCGGAUCCUCGAUUCAUCACGUUCCAAAAGGAAGGCUCGGUAGGCGUGAGAUUAAGUGGCGGUAACGAAACUGGGGUCUUCGUGACUGCUGUUCAAGCGGGAAGUCCCGCGUCGCUUCAGGGUCUUCAACCAGGAGAUAAAAUUUUGAAGAUCAACGAUAUGGAUAUGAAAGGAGUCACGAGGGAGGAGGCAGUGCUGUUCCUUCUCAGCUUGCAGGAGCAGAUCGAUCUUAUAGUGCAACAUCGGCGUCAAGAGUACGAUCAGAUCGUUGCGUCCGGCAGAGGCGAUUCCUUCCACAUAAAGACUCACUUCCAUUACGAGCAACCGCAGAAGGGCGAGAUGAGCUUCCGCAGCGGGGACGUCUUCCACGUGAUAGAUACUCUCCACAACGGUGUCGUAGGAUCCUGGCAGGUCUUCCGAAUUGGACGAAAUAACCAGGAGGUGCAAAAGGGCAUCAUACCUAACAAAGCCCGGGCCGAGGAGCUCGCGACCGCACAGUUUAACGCGACGAAGAAGGAGAUGAGUGCCAGCGAGAGCAGAGGGAGUUUCUUCAGGAGAAGAAGAAACAGUCAUAGGCGUUCAAAGUCUCUGGGAAGGGAUCAUUGGGACGAUGUAGUGUUCUCCGACAGCGUCAGCAAGUUCCCGGCCUACGAGCGCGUGAUCCUGAGACACCCCGGCUUCGUGAGACCCGUGGUUCUUUUUGGACCCGUGGCUGAUCUCGCCAGGGAGAAACUUCUCAAGGAUUUCCCUGAUAAAUUCACCUCCCCGCAAAUGGAGAGCCAAAUGGAGGACGGUACGGGAAAGAACACCAAAACCUCUGGCAUCAUUCGACUGAGUGCCAUCCGAGAGGUGAUGGACAGAGGCAAGCACGCGUUGCUGGACAUCACUCCGAAUGCCGUGGAUCGCUUGAACUACGCCCAGUUCUAUCCGAUCGUGAUUUUCCUGAAGGCCGAGACGAAGCAGGUCAUCAAAGAGAUGCGAGCCGGCAUACCAAAAUCGGCACACAAGAGCAGUAAGAAGCUCCUGGAACAGUGUCAGAAACUCGACAAGAUCUGGGGACACGUGUUCAGCGCGGUGAUUACUCUGAACGCACCGGAAGCUUGGUACCGAAAACUCAGGGAGCUCAUCGAUCGCCAGCAACAGGGUUCGCUGUGGAUGAGCCAGACCAAGCCGGAAGAAGCCCUCUCGGAUGACUUCCUAUUCCCGAUGACUUCUCGCCUCUCCUACGCUUCCUCCCCGGAGAGCGAUCUGGAGCUGAGCCCGGCGCCCGUUAUCCCUGGCACAUUGGGCCCGCCAUCGCGGCUGAAGAGCAGUUCGGACCCCAGCAUCGCCACUCAAGAUGACACUACCGCGCCGCCCCCGUAUUCGACGAAUUAUCAGCAAGCAUUCGAGCAGCAAAAGAGGAGGUCGCAGGGCGGAGUAGGAGACAGCAAGUACGGCUUUUCGUUGUCCGGUCAGAUGAGCAAUCAGUCCGGCUCGCCGGAAUACCUGGGCAGCUCCUUUGAGCCUAGAUCUCCUCAUCAUAGCCCUCCGGAUCUUCCGCCGCGGGUCGAUCGAAAUGCCAAGCCGACUAAUCAAACGCCACGGGGUACGAUAGGACGUUCCGCCCAGGAGCGUUUAGGGGUGAACAAAACCGAUUCUGUCCUGGACAUGGGAAAUUACAUCAACGCGACUCCUCACAAAGCGAACGCCACAUCAUCCCUCGAAAGGGCACAGCCGAAAGCGGGAAGUUACGACAGCAUGUCCUCCUACGAUUCGUACAACAAUACCAAUGGAAACGCGAACUACGCGCCGGCAAACUUGAAUACGUCGUCAGGUCGCCUGGGCCCGAACGUGCCCGAUGAUCUCAAGAGCACCAGCAUGCCAGCGAGGAUACAUGAUCCGUACAGAUUCGCUAGAUCCACGGGGCAGCCCAUCCCUACGCACGAUGCUCCAACGCGAACCGAUUAUGCCAAAUAUAGUCGAUCCACUGACUACAAGUCGAUACCGAUGCCGCAAAACAAGCCGGGUGGCACGUACAAGCCGAUUCCGCCGCCGAAGCCGAAGAAUUACAGGCCGCCGCAGACGUCGCUUGGUCAGCCGGAGAACAAUGGGAACGACGGGGGUAAUUCGUAUCAGCACUCGAAGAGUUAUUCCAUCGCCACUUCGCACGUGCACAAUGGGGUAGAAAGCAGCAACAGCAACAUACAGCGCAACAGCGGCCAGUAUUACUACAAUAUUCCGCCGCCUGGCCGCCACAAUGAGAGCAAUCUCAUGAACUCGCAUCACAAUCUAAAUCAUCUCGCGUCUCCGACCCACAGCCACAGCCUCAGCCACACGCACUCGCAUUCGAGUCCCCCGGUGACCACCACGCAUUCCCACAGCAACAGCGCCGGCCAGAUCAGCCUUGGUCUCACGCACAACCGGAACAACGCGAAUCACAAUGGGUAUAUGCACAGCAAUCAUGGACCCACCGGCCCGAUGUAUCCCUCUGCCAACCCCGGACACAACAGGGAACCCAGCGGCCUGGACCUGGCUGGCAGCCGGGAGCAAAGGGGCAGCGCUUUCGAGCUUUAUCGAAAACCGGUUCAUCAUUAUAACAUGAGUUAACGUGUGUCCCGAUGCAAGACUCACUUAGGACGAAUUAAUACGAAUCUUAUCGGCAAAUGUGAAUCGUGCAAUGUCAUAGACGUAGGAAAAUGAAAUUGCAUUUAAGAUCACAACUUAAGAGUAUUGUGCCUUUUGGAUCUCGGACCAAGAGCGAAUUGAUCUUUAGUUUUAGAACGCUAAGACAUCAAUGAAUUCCUCAACUUUGUGAAGAAGUACUUAUUUUUUAUAGGAAGCAAAAAGUGAACUUUAGAUUCUGCGAUACGAAAUCGUAGGGCAAUUUAAUUAUUAAAUUAAACGUUAAUUUAAUAACGGAGCAUUACGAUAUAAGAGGAAUGUUAAAGAUUAUCAUUGAUGAUUGAUGUAUACGUAAUUGUUUGACGAUGAUACAUAAAUCGCGCAUUUAUUCGAUAAGAUUAACAUGAAAAGAUAUUU
Messenger RNA from Ooceraea biroi (clonal raider ant), 6790 nucleotides. It is a transcript of the gene pyd, whose product is annotated as zonula occludens-like protein polychaetoid. Gene Ontology annotation, molecular function: cell adhesion molecule binding. Gene Ontology annotation, biological process: cell-cell junction organization; protein localization to cell-cell junction; cell-cell adhesion. Gene Ontology annotation, cellular component: bicellular tight junction; plasma membrane. The record is from RefSeq and is a predicted model, not a curated record. Lineage: Eukaryota; Metazoa; Arthropoda; Insecta; Hymenoptera; Formicidae.